Microsporum canis CBS 113480 is the source of this 252-nucleotide messenger RNA. RefSeq lists its product as uncharacterized. Lineage: Eukaryota; Fungi; Ascomycota; Eurotiomycetes; Onygenales; Arthrodermataceae. The record is from RefSeq and is a predicted model, not a curated record. The transcript has a single exon. The coding region runs from base 1 to 252 and encodes 83 amino acids.
AUGCCGUUUACAUCGCGGUUUGUGGAGCUGCUAGAUGCAGAGAGCCAUCAUGUGUCCUCGGAAGACGACGUGCGCCUUGAAGAGAUACUGGCAGAGUGUGAGCGACGGAGCAGUUCACGAGCAUCCACAUCGUCAUCCUCAGUCUCGUCGUCGUCCAGCAAAGAAAACAUCAGGGCUCGAAAGGAACCAAGUCGCAAGCUGAGCACCCGAGAUAAACUACGACGAAUCUCCUACUUUGGGCCGACGAAAUAA